AUGCAGACUGAUGGAAAAUCUAGUGAAAGUAGACAGUGUGGAAAGACUUUUAUGCACAGGUCCAAUCUUGCUGAACAUCAGAGGAUCCACACUGGUGGGAAACCUUAUGAUUGCAAUCAAUGUGGAAAGACAUUCAGUCGCAGCUCCAGUCUUGUUGAACAUCAGAGAAUCCACACUGGGGAGAAACCUUAUGAAUGCAAACAUUGUGGAAAGUCAUUCUGUCAGAGCUCCAGUCUUGCUAAACAUCAGAGAAUCCACACUGGGGAGAAACCUUAUGAGUGUAAGCAGUGUGAAAAGACAUUCAGUCAUAGCUCCAGUCUUGCUAAACAUCAGAGAAUCCACAGUGGUGAGAAACCUUAUGAAUGCAAACAGUGUGGAAAGGCAUUUAGUCAGAGCUCCCAUUUUGCUAUACAUCAGAGAAUCCACAGUGGUGAGAAACCUUACAAAUGCAAGCAAUGUGGAAAGACAUUCACAUGCAGCUCCAGUCUUGCUGAUCAUCAUAGAAUCCACACUGGUGAGAAACCAUAUGAAUGCAAACAGUGUGGGAAAACAUUCAGUCGCAGCUCCCGUCUUGCUGAACAUCAGAGGAUCCACACUGGGGAGAAACCUUAUGAGUGCAAGCUGUGUGGAAAGACAUUCAGUCAGAGCUCCAGUCUUGCUCAACAUCAGAGAAUCCACACUAGGGAGAAACCUUAUGAAUGCAAACAGUGUGGAAAGGCAUUCAGUCAGAAGUCAAAUUUUGGGGUACAUCAGAGAAUCCACAGUGGAGAGACACCUUACAAAUGCAAGCAGUGCGGAAAGACAUUCAAUCGUAGCUCUAGUCUUUCUAAACAUCAGAGAAUCCAUACUGGGGAAAAACCUUAUGAAUGCAAACAAUGUGGGAAGACAUUCAGUUGCAGCUCCAGUCUUGCUCAACAUCAGAGAAUCCACUCUGGGGAGAAACCUUACAAAUGCAAGCAGUGUGAAAAGACAUUCAGUCGCAGCUCCAGUCUUGCUCAACAUCAGAGAAUCCACACUGGGGAGAAACCUUACAAAUGCAAGGAAUGUGGAAAGACAUUCAGUCAGAGCUCUAGUCUUGCUAAGCAUCAGAGGAUCUACACUGGGGAGAAACCUUAUGAAUGCAAGCAGUGUGAAAUGACUUUCAGUUGCAGCUCUAGUAUUAUUAAACAUCAAAGAAUCCACACUGCGGAGAAACCAUAUGAAUGUAAGCAAUGUGGAAAGGCAUUUAGUUUCAGCUUCAGUCUUACUGAACAUCAGAGAAUGCACAAUGGUGAGAAACCUUAGGAAUAGAAGCUAUGUGGAAAGAUAUUUACCUGUAGCUACAGUUUUCCUAUUCUUUGAAGGAAAUUUCCCCUUCCUCCAUUUCUGGGGCAGCAUACCUGGUUUGAACCUUACCUUGACUCAGAGGCAAGAAUUGCAUGACGGGAACUAUUUCUUCAGCAUAGAAUGGCAGCAUGAAUUAAACACCAAUGUCCUUGAGGUAUCACAACACAGUACCAGGGUGAUGUCUCUAGCACUGCCCCCCUCGGGCUGCCCAGUCAAAAUAGAAAGCCACGGUUGGCUCUUGAGACGAGAUUUGUGAAUAAGUGGGUGUAGAAAAGAUUUUAUAAACUUAAGGAAGAGCAGGUAUCCAAGGUGUUUCAGUAUUUUUGCUGGCUGGACUUACUGUGAGCAUGGCUAGGAUGCCCUAAUGGUGGUUACUGAAUAGCAAGAUAAAUGGAGCAUUGAGGAACAUAUGUCUAUUUUUCCAUCCUUUUCUCCUACUCUCUUAGAUUAAAUAAAAUCAAUUUAGGGCCAGUCUCAUCAUUUUACCUCUUGUCUCAUACAUCACAAAACUAUAGGCAUUCACACUGAUCUCUCACCUUGCCCAAAAUAAUUCGCUGUACUAUGUCCUAAUUUCUAAGAUGAGGUCCAUAUGGGCAUUCGAUUUAGAUCUAAAGUGGGAUCCCAUAAGAAAAUUAAGGCAGAGUAGAAUAGUUUGCCUUUCAGAUCAAUUUAUUGAUAAGAGAAGAAUUCAUGACCAAAUAAAAAAUAGAUGACAUUAUGAAGUGUAAAGUAGGUUAAUUUUUACUAUUUUGAAUCC
This is a messenger RNA of Gracilinanus agilis (Agile Gracile Mouse Opossum), 2083 nucleotides long. RefSeq names its product zinc finger protein 420-like. Gene Ontology annotation, biological process: negative regulation of transcription by RNA polymerase II. NCBI's taxonomy places the organism in Eukaryota, Metazoa, Chordata, Mammalia, Didelphimorphia, Didelphidae. The record is from RefSeq and is a predicted model, not a curated record. Bases 1 to 1284 code for a protein of 427 amino acids. The transcript has a single exon. Gene Ontology annotation, molecular function: DNA-binding transcription repressor activity, RNA polymerase II-specific.